CGUUCACUCUCGCACUACCGUUGACGUUGACACAACUAGCGAAAAAAAACGCAAACGAAACGCGUACGAAAGAGAAGCACGAGCUUGAGUUUGUUGGAAAAUCAAACCGAGAGCAGAAUCCCAAGCUGACAUACCCCUAGGUACUUGGUGCGCACGGAACAAACGGUGGUGAGAAGAAACAGAAAAACAUUAAAAAACUGCCCAACAAAAAGGAAAUAAUCGCUGCAGAAGCGGGCUGCCAUAGAUUUCCUUCCCCGGACGGCACAAAACGCAAAGUGGGAGAGAGCAGGGAAGGAGCGUUUUCCGUCCUGUCGCUGUGCGCCCCAAAGCGGAGCAAGGUGUCCCUUCAUACAGACAUAUACGCACGCACAUACACAAACGCGCAUACCCUCCGUGUGACCACCGCUCGCCGUGUGACACGCGUUUGUUUGCAUUCGGUUGUACGGACGGAGGCCAGCAAGCAACCAGGAGCCGCGUUAGAACGAUGGCCGAUCAGACAGAGCUGCGGAUGAAUCUGGUGGCGAUCAAGCGGGUCGACCCGUACGCAAAGGACAUCGUCAACUCGUCCGCACACGUCGCGCUGUACGUGUUUAACAAUGCCGAGAACGAGUGGGAAAAGACGGACAUCGAGGGCGCCCUGUUCAUCUACAGCCGCUUCGCCGAACCGUACCACAGCAUUUUCAUCAACAAUCGGCUCAACACCAACUCGCUGGUGGAACCGAUCCGCGGCCAGAUCGAGCUGCAGUCGAAGCCACCGUUUCUGCUGUACCGGAACGAGCGGUCCCGGAUCAGAGGCUUCUGGUUUUACAACAACUCCGAGUGUGAUCGCAUCGGUGAGGUCAUACAGAAGCUUGUGACGGAUUGCGGUGAUGGUGGUGGCGGUGGACCACCGAUGAACGGCGGCGGCGGCGGUGGUGGUGAACCGGCACCGUCUGGCAUCUAUCCCGGUGCGGGUAUGAUGAAUGGUUCUGGCGGUGCGCCGGAAAACGAAAGCAACAAUGUGGACAUAUUCACGAUGCUCACGAAAGCGCAGGAGGAUUUCCAAAACAAUGCGACCGUCCCGCCUAGCGCGCCGAAAACGAUGGAGCAACUUCCGGUGAUGAACCAUCACUUGGUGAUGAUGGCCAACCAUCCUGGGGCGGGUAUAGCGAUCCCGCAGCAACAGCAUCCACACCAUCAGCAGCAACAACAGCAACAGCAGCAGCCAAUUACGAACCAGAAUGCGCCGCGCAGUGUGGUCAACUUUUUCGCCGCGGCAAAACAGCCGGCCGCUUCGGAGGUGCCACUGUUCAAAACGCUUGCCCCGGUGCACACGCUCGAGCAGAUUGAGAAGCAGCAUCGUGCCACCACGCCCCAGAAGGAACACCCGAACACCGGUAAGGUGACGCCGGACGUGAGCGAGCUCGAGAAUAGCUUCAAGCGGAUGGGCAUUCCAAUCGUGACCGGUGGUGGUGGGAGCAACGGGCCACAGACACCGUCGGCCGGGAUGCCCGAGCUCGGCACCUCACCGCUGGCAACGUUUAUCAGUGCUGCCAAUCUGUCCGCGGCGAUGCGCGCCAACCAUCAUCAGCCGGUCGUACCGAAGACGAAGCUGAUCGAAAUCAGCGAACUAGAAUCCCGACAAAGCGCUCAGCAACAGCAGCAGCAACAGCAAACGCCACUACACGAGCUGCUGAAGAAAUCGGAUCCGAUCGGUGGAAACGGGACGACGGGUGGUGCAACGGUCGUGAAACCGGCCCUCAUGCCACCAACCAUGUUUAAACCGACGGCGUCGCCCGCUGCGACGCAGGAAGCGCUAAGCAGCCUACUGCUCGGUGCCAGCGGCACUGCGAACCUGAACUCACCAGCCGGUGGUGGUGCAACCAAGCAGCAGCAGCAGCAGCAGGGCAACGGCCAAGGAACACCGGGAGGCCAAUCGAAAGCGGGCAGUACACAGGGCAGUACAACGCUAGUCGGUUCCACGGGCAAGCAACGAUCGACGGGCAGUAGUAAGCAGCGGGAUGGUGCGUCCACUGUGGUCACUCCACCGAAAGCCGGUGCCCCCGGGACGGCAACCUCGAACAAGAUGUACGAUAUACUGUCCGACGCUAAGACGAACAGCAGCAACAGUAACCUGAUCAACAACAACAGCAGCGGCACGGCUGCCACCGGUGGCGUGGAACCGCUCACGCAAAACCAGCUCAUCCAGGCCGUCAGCUACCUGAUGAAGCACGAUCCGGACUUUGUGCGGAAGCUGCACGAGGCGUACGUCAAAUCCUUCACCGAAAUGAUAUCCAACUAGAGUGGCCGGGCCUGCUGGUUUUGGGUGUGCGUGCGUGUGCGUCCGUGGCGUGUAGGCGCCGCCCUCGGAAUAUCCCCGACGUGUCUUUCCGCUUCAUUAUUACGCCUAGCCCGAGGGGGGGGGAACUCUAUUCUAGUUGCUAAAUUGUUAAGGAUCAAAGAUAGACAGCAGAACGGACACCAGGCUACUAGAUCACGAGCAGAAGGGAGAAAGAGAGCGCUGGCGAGAGAGAGAAAAAGAGAGAGUGAUAGAGGGGGAUUUUUAUUACGUUGCUUUAGAUUCAAUUUUUUUUCUAUCCCAUUAGAUUUGUUUGCAUAUUUCAUUUGGACUCAUUUAAUUGUAUAAAUACCUGUUGUCCCUUCUUUCCAAAAUAACCAUCGAUAAGGAAACCCCAAAUUCGCUAUUUGUUAGAAUUAAUAAGAAUUAUGUUUGAUUUGACAGUGUGUGAGAGAGAGAGAGAGAGUAAGAGAGAACCUAAAGCCCUUUAAAGUUAGUCUACUUUAGCAUUAAAACCAUUAACCGAUCCUCGUUACGCUGUCGCCGUGUGGUAAGCUUUUAUGGGGUUUUUUUUAAGCUUUCAUUCCGGCCACUUCCGGAGCGUAUGUAAGUGUCCGUUUUAAAUGUAUUACAAAAAGGAAGACAUGCGAAAUGAAAUUUGAACUAGCCCAGACAGAUUAGAGUGUAGUUUAGUUUAGCAGCUGUACAUUAGAAAAUCUUUGGAAAUUGGAAUCAUUUUCAUGAACCGUUCCCCUCCGCUUUCUUCUCUUAUCUCUCCUACGACCUCUCCUCCGCGGAAGCUCAGAAAGCACACACAAACACUACAGCAGCAUCAGGGAGUAAAGGUUCAGGCAGCGAAUAUCCCGUCGAUCCCCCGAAUCACACCAUAUAGAGCGUACUCCUCUAAGUUCGCAAUCAUGAUUGUUCUAUCCCGGUUUUGCCAGGAAGCUCGUAAAAGUUAGUUGACCGUUAGACCCUCAGGACGAUCGAAAGCUGGCGGGGCAAGCAAGAGGGGCCCGGUGGUUUUUAUGUAAACACUUCAGCAAACACGAUUCGUUACAAAUAUAAAUAUAUAUACAUGUAUUCGGGGGGGGUACAGAGCGUGUAACCGCAAGCUGGCCACAAACAAACGCACACACACA
Messenger RNA from Anopheles stephensi (Asian malaria mosquito), 3420 nucleotides. It is a transcript of the gene DCP1, whose product is annotated as mRNA-decapping enzyme 1B. Gene Ontology annotation, biological process: deadenylation-dependent decapping of nuclear-transcribed mRNA; positive regulation of catalytic activity; deadenylation-independent decapping of nuclear-transcribed mRNA. The coding region runs from base 485 to 2281 and encodes 598 amino acids. Lineage: Eukaryota; Metazoa; Arthropoda; Insecta; Diptera; Culicidae. Gene Ontology annotation, cellular component: P-body. The record is from RefSeq and is a predicted model, not a curated record. The transcript has a single exon. Gene Ontology annotation, molecular function: enzyme activator activity; mRNA binding.